AAAAUAAGGAAGUAAGAAUCCAAAAAAAAAUGUUGAGAAUCAAAUAUACAACUACGAGAUCGAUAACUUCAGAAACUGUUACAAUUUACUUAAAAAUAAGUGUAAACUUAACAAAUAAAGCAAUUUAGUUAAUUAUUUAAAAAAAAAAACUACUUUAUUUCUAAACUUGAAUACUGAUAAAACCAAACGUCCUUGAAAAAAACUGAUAACAACUGUCAACAAACAGCUGAAUUUAAAUGACAUAAUUACCUAACAUAUAACCUCUAAGUGGAAUAUUUAUCCCCAAUUUUAAACAAUAUUUAAAAAAUAAACAGAUGUGCAAUGAUUUCGAAGCGACUGUUACAUGUAGCUCAACUAAGUGCUAUAGGUUUAGCGGGAUAUUAUAUAGGACAAAUCGAUAAAGCCGACAGUAAUGAUUCUGUGAUAGUAAACGGAAAACCCAUCAGUAGGAAACCAGGAUUACCGAUAUUCGGAACUGUUUCAGCAGCAACGCCAUUCACUGAUAGUGGCACUCCUAAAGAUAGGGUGUCACAGAUAAUGAAAUAUGGUUUUCCCAGUUUGGACCAUGUUCGCUCAUACGACGACUUUGUACUGUCAUACGAUCGUCGCAACAGGGUGCCACACUGGGUGUUUGAACAUCUCACCAGAGAACAUGUGAAGAAGAAUGAUGCAGUUGAUAGAAGCAAAUGUGAUUUUACUCCAGAUGAAAGUAUUCAUACAUUUUUUAGAUCUCAAAACAGUGACUACAAACACUCCGGCUUUGACCGAGGGCACAUGGCAGCGGCGGGCAACCACCGCCUCGCGCAAAAGCAUGUUGAGCAGACAUUCUUUCUGACAAAUAUGGCUCCACAAGUGGGUGAAGGAUUCAACAGACACGCAUGGAACACCUUAGAGAAGCACGUGAGGAAGCUGACGAAGGUUUACGACAACGUAUACUGUUGCACAGGGCCCUUGUAUCUUCCUAGGAGAGAACCUGAUGGUAAGUUCUAUGUGAAGUACCAAGUGAUUGGCGCCAACACGGUGGCAGUGCCCACGCAUUUCUACAAGGUGGUGGUGGCGGAGGGUGCCGACGGAAAACUUGACAUGGAGGCCUAUGUCAUGCCCAAUCAGAAGCUGCCUGAUGAUACACCUGUCUCUACUUAUAUGGUACCUCCGGAAACUAUAGAAAAGGCUGCAGGUUUAUUAUUUUUUGAUAAACUCCAAAGAAGUAAAUUGAAUAGGAUAAAUGGAAAAAAGAUUUGAAUUUGAAGAAAUAAAUUUAGAGAAAUUAUUUUAGACUUUAGAUUGGACCACAAUCCGUGACAUUAAUGUUGCCAGUUCUAUCUAAUAUUUUGACAGCAAUACAAUUGCUGUCAAAAUAUUUGUCACGAAAUAUGUGCCAAGUAUGGAACAUGCUGAACUAGUUCUUCUUCUGAAUAAAGUGCUUUGGGGUGAUUAAGAUAAUGGAUUUCAAAAAUUGUGAAUAUUUAUUACCAAGGAAUUCUUGUACAACAAGCCAUAACAUUUUGGCCUUUUUAACUUCUGUGCGCCUAGUGGGAGUUUUCAAUAUUUUCAUACUGUUACUAUCGCGUUGCCGUAAACGCGAAUUUAUAUGGAAUUGAAACAGUUGUGCAGUAGUGCCACUAGAUGGCGCUGUUUCAAUUCCUUAGAAAUUCGCGUUUACGUUAACGCGAUAGUAACAGUAUCAAACUGCCACUAGGCCCUCAGAUGGUAUCCAUUUUCGUUUUUAUUCCGAUUAAAGUACCAAACUUUAUUUCGAUAAUUUUAGAGAAGAGCCUAUAAUAUAUUGGAGACGUGAAUCAAAUACUGCAAUGUUAAUUUAGUUGAUGUUUCUAUUUGUACAUUUAACAUAGAUUGUUAUUAUACAGGAUGCUGGGGAGUAUUUCCCAUAACUUCAAGGUGUUGAUUAUUGACGAGUCCAUAUAGAGGAGCCGAACUGCAUAACUAAUACUUUUCUAACUAAAAAUUAAUAACUUUUUAUGUUUUCAUACAAAGUAAUUCAAAUAAUUCCGACUACCCAUGUAACACACGCUUUUAUCUAUCCUUGCAUUUUAAAAUUUGGCUAUCUAUGGGACAAAUUUUAAAAUCUAUUUACAAAAGAAAUAUUAUUUAUUCCAAAAAUAUUAAUUUUAGAACACAUGUUCUUUGAACAUUUUUAAUUAGUUUUCGGUAAAAACAUUUUUAAUUAGUUUUCGGUAAAGAAUAUAACCCCAGAGUUAUGGCAAAUACUCCCGAGCACCCUGUAUAUGUAGUUAUAAAUAUGUACAGAUGAUAAGACAAUAAUGUGAUUUUUAAUUUAAUUUAAUCCUUCUGACAUUGUAGAUUUUAUUCUAAAUGAUAAUAUAAUUCAGACAUUAAAAUUAAUAAAGAAGAGAUUUCUAAUUACUCAAUGUGUUCAUAUUUUCUUGACUUUAUAUCAAAAAUAAACGAAAAUAUUGUUUUACUUACUAAUGCUUUGAUAAUAUAUUAAAGGCUUAGCACAACACAUUAUCACAUAUAAAUGUAUUAGUUUUAAGUUAUUAUGUAGUGUGUUUAAAAAAAAAUGUAUUAUUGUGUUGUGAUAACAAACAAAUUAUUUCUAUUCUAUUCUAUAUGGUCAGU
Bicyclus anynana (squinting bush brown) is the source of this 2601-nucleotide messenger RNA. RefSeq names its product endonuclease G, mitochondrial (gene EndoG). The record is from RefSeq and is a predicted model, not a curated record. Gene Ontology annotation, molecular function: RNA endonuclease activity; nucleic acid binding; single-stranded DNA endonuclease activity. Gene Ontology annotation, biological process: apoptotic DNA fragmentation. Lineage: Eukaryota; Metazoa; Arthropoda; Insecta; Lepidoptera; Nymphalidae. Bases 322 to 1242 code for a protein of 306 amino acids. The transcript is spliced from 6 exons. Gene Ontology annotation, cellular component: nucleus; mitochondrial inner membrane.